Messenger RNA from Ambispora gerdemannii, 138 nucleotides. The record is from the annotation of a GenBank genome assembly. Lineage: Eukaryota; Fungi; Glomeromycota; Glomeromycetes; Archaeosporales; Ambisporaceae.
AUGGUCUCUUCUUAUCCGAUCCCGGGAGAUGCGAUUGAUACAAAUUUAGGCGUUCCAGGUGUUCUCAAUUCAGCUUGGACUGUUGGCAUUGACUCCAGCUAUCGUAUCUGCAAUAAAAAUCAAGAUACUGCAGGCGGA